AUGUUCCAUCUGUUAGUUUGUCUUUGUUUAUUCCAUAUAAUUAAUGCUACUGUUGAAACCUUACAUUUUGAAAGUGCUUGUCUUAAAGAAUCCAAUCUAGUUCAAUUACGUCUUCGUUGUUCAUUGUAUGAACAUAUUGAAAUAAUUCGUGUUAUAUAUGGUUAUUCAAAGCAACGAUCAAUAAAUCAAUGUCAAUUUAGUAUAUAUGAUUGUAUACAAGAAGGUUCAAGUCGAAAUAUUCUUUCAUGUAAUGGUAAACAAACAUGUGUUAUUAAUUUAACGAAAAAUGAAAUACUUUCAACAACAAUAACUACACAUGGUGUACCGGCUUGUUCAGAUUUUAAUUAUGUACAAGUUAAUUUUGGUUGUGUACUUGAUGCAAAAGAUAUUUGUGAUAGUUGGAAAGAUGAAGGAACAAUUAUUCAUUUAAGUCAUACACGUACUCAAGGAAAACAAUAUAAUGAAUGUCAAUGUAAAGUACGUUCAUCAUUAUCAAAUGGACAAGUUUUACUUCAUGCAAGAGAAAUAAAUCGACAAUUUGCAAGUUUAAAAGAUUUAAGAUCUCCAAAAGAUUCAAAUACUGAUUGUAGAAGUACAACUUAUCUAGAAAUUAGUACUGAUCGAUCUGAACGUAAAUGUAUGGAUAAUUUACCAUCAAAUGGUAAUGCAUUAUUCGGUUCAGGUUCACAUAAUUUUACAUUAAAUUACGUUCGAAAUGAUCCACUUUCUGAAUUAUUUUUCUAUUUGGAAUUAAAAGCAAGUCCUGUAAAAAGCGAUCAUUAUGUACAAAUUAUUUGUAAUUGGGCUAGACGUACAACAACAAUACGUACAACAUUACCAAUGACAACACGUAAACGUAAAAUAACUACAAUUAAUAUGUCAUAUGGACUAAAAUUAAGUCGUCUUGAUCUUAUUCGACAUCCAUCAAUACCAGAAAAUGAACUAAAUAAUCAUGAAAUAGAUGAUGAUAUCGAUGUUUCAUUGAUUAAUAAUAACGAUGAAACAGACACUACAAUAAUGAAUGGUGAAAAUGAAGUUGAAGAAGAUGAAGAAAAACACUUAACAACAAAUAGUAUAAUACAAUCAUUGAAAUCAAAAAUUAAAAAAAUUAAAACAUCUACAUCAAUCGUAAUUGAAUCUACAACAAUAGAUACACAUGCAAUAUCUAAUAAUAAUAAUGAUGAUGAUGAUGAAUGGUCACGUAUAAUGUCAAUGGCUGGUGUUAAUUCUUUAUCAUCAUCAUCAUCAUCAGAACAAUUUCUUUCUUUUAAUAAUGAACCAUUCAUAAAUUCAGUUCAAGCGUCAAUUUUUUCUAAUGAAGAAAAGCCUGGAUAUAAAAUAUCAAAAAAUAAAUUUCUUAUUAUGUGUCUUCUUAUAAUUUCUACUGUAAUUUUUAUUCUUUUACUUUAUUGUUUCAAAUUAAAACAAUCGGGUUUUAUUCGACGUUUAAAAGUAAAUAUCAAUAUUGCAUUAUUAUUUUGUUGUGAAGCCAGUAAAUUGUUAUUUUCAUCAUCAAACAAUACAAAGUCAAUAUCAAGUACAUCAACAAAUACAAUGACACGUCAUCAACAAUCAUUAUCAUUACAAGGUGGUGACGAUCAUUCAAGUGAAUAUUAUAUGAAUGAUACAGGAAAUAAUUUUCAUACAUCGGAAAGUAUUUAUGAUUAUGAUGGUGGUGGAAAAUCAAUUUAUAGUAUCGAUGAUGAUGAUAAUCAACCACAACGAUCGAUUUAUAUAACUCAAUAUGAUCGUCAUAGUGUAGGCGAUACUUGUUGA
Molecule: messenger RNA, 1776 nt
Organism: Rotaria sp. Silwood1
Lineage: Eukaryota; Metazoa; Rotifera; Eurotatoria; Philodinida; Philodinidae
Source: the annotation of a GenBank genome assembly